This is a messenger RNA of Alnus glutinosa, 670 nucleotides long. Its product is annotated as protein yippee-like At5g53940. Lineage: Eukaryota; Viridiplantae; Streptophyta; Magnoliopsida; Fagales; Betulaceae. The record is from RefSeq and is a predicted model, not a curated record. Gene Ontology annotation, cellular component: ubiquitin ligase complex. The coding region runs from base 130 to 522 and encodes 130 amino acids. The transcript is spliced from 5 exons.
UAAACACUCUGGAGCUAAUCCAUUCUCCUUAUCUCUUUCUCUCUCUCUCUACAAAAUUUUUUAUUGGUUUUGCAAUUUGCAGAGGUGGGUAACAAGUAAAAAGUAAGGAAGAAGAAGAAGGAGGCAGAGAUGGGAAGGGUAUUUGUGGUGGAGUUGGAGGGAAGGUCCUACAGAUGCAAGUUCUGCAAGACCCACUUGGCUCUCGCUGACGAUCUUGUCUCUCGGGGUUUUCAUUGCCGCCGGGGAAAAGCAUACCUCUUCAAUAAUGCGGUGAACCUCGUAGUUGGAGCAUUAGAGGAGAGGAUGAUGCUUUCUGGAUUGCAUUCGGUCGCAGAUAUUUUUUGUUGCUGUUGUGGACAGAUUGUUGGCUGGAAAUAUGAGGCUGCACAUGAGAGGACCCAGAAGUAUAAAGAAGGGAAGUUUGUUCUUGAAAGAGGGAGGAUUGUUGAUGAAAUUGACUUUUCUACUGAAUUCUAUAUCGAUACCCGCCCCAGCAUGAUGAGUGAUGCUGAAGACGUUUAGAAUCCAACCUUCAUUUCUUUAAUAAAGAGCGUAAUAGACACCUAGACAAGGGAGAAGAGAUUUACUGCUUGUGUAUGUAAUUAAAUAAUGUUUAAAUUAUGUAAGUGUUGCGAUCCUUGGAGGAAUAUAUUUCUUCCUUUUAGAUUAA